CGGAUUAUCGAUAAAGACAAGGAAAGCAAGCCACCUCGUCUCGUCGUACGCAACCGCACUACUCAGCGCUUUCCAUUUUCGCUCAUCCUCAUCCUCGCUUCCUUCCGGGCGAUCGGACCACGUUUCCCUGAUCAGCAUUUCUUUCUUGUCGAUGAGAGUCCUGCGAUGGCGGCGAAGGCCGGGAUGGUCGCGCCGCCUGCUGCGUCGAAGGCGACUGUUCAGAUCGAGGCUGGGAAGGCGGAUCCGGAUGCCCCAUCGAAAGCGACUGUCGACCUUGAGGCGGGGAAGGCGGAUCCGGCUUCGGCAGGUGAGGCUCCUUUGUACCCGAAUAUGACGGAGGACCCCCGGCUUCGUUGGAUGUUCAUCCGCAAGGUCUAUGCGAUCAUCGCCGCCCAGUUCGUCUUCACCGCCGGCGUCGCUUCCGUGAUCUCCUUCGUCCACCCCAUCCCCGAUUUCCUCCGUUCCGGCACCAUGCCCGCGUGGGGCGUCAUUAUCACCUUCAUCCUGUUGCCGCUGCUCGUGGUGUGGCCCGUGCUGCGCUUCCGGGAGCGCCACCCGAUCAACCUGGUUUUUUUGGCGAUUUACACUGUCAGCAUCAGCCUUUGCAUCGGAGUGACGUCCGUGAUUGUAGGCGGUAGAGCCAUGCUACAAUCUGUAGUUGUUACUAGUGCCAUUGUCAUCGGGCUCACAUUAUACACUUUCUGGGCGGCAAGGCAAGGCCAUGAAUUUUCCUUUCUAUUUCCAUUUCUAUUUGCCUGCCUUCCGGUGCUUCUAAUUUAUCUCAUCAUUCAGAUUUUCUUCCCUCUGCCAAGCAUCUUCUAUACAAUAUAUAGUUGCAUAGCUUCGACUAUCUUCUCAGGCUUUAUAAUCAUGGACACUGAGAGGAUGAUCAAGCGCCACACUUACAACGAAUACAUCAUUGCUGCAAUCAGCUUGUACAUGGACAUCAUUAACCUCUUCAUGUCCCUCUUGGGCUUCUCAACGCACAACUAAUCAACCAUCAACGCAUGAUUGACUUCAUGCCAGCAGAGAAUCCAGGUCCUUCCUAACUUGCUUGCUUAGACAUAUAAAGGCAAUUACAGUUUAUGAAAACAUUUACUUUUCCAA
This is a messenger RNA of Zingiber officinale, 1107 nucleotides long. RefSeq names its product protein LIFEGUARD 1-like. The record is from RefSeq and is a predicted model, not a curated record. Gene Ontology annotation, cellular component: membrane. The transcript has 5 exons. Bases 166 to 993 code for a protein of 275 amino acids. NCBI's taxonomy places the organism in Eukaryota, Viridiplantae, Streptophyta, Magnoliopsida, Zingiberales, Zingiberaceae.